UUAAAAUGAUGGUUGUGUUGUGACGGUUUCAUUUUUAUAUCAUCAUUAACUACAGACAUUGAACAGGCUUGGAAUGUGUGUAAAUGUAUUUUAAGGCACUUCUGGCAAUAAGACAUUCUGGUGUUUUUAGUAUCAUUAUAAUAUUAUUUUGUGUUGAGCUACACUUGUAUUGCAGAUAAAUCCAAUGCAGACUUUGUGUUAUGUGACAAUAAUCCAUUGUUUGCAAGUAGGUCUUUCCUAAAAGUAACACACUGCAAUUUGAUAUAAAAAAAGACAUCUGGUCUGAUCUGCAUCUGACACACAGGCAUCUAAAUAACAGUCAACAUUAGAGUCAUCAGGUCUUUGGACUGUGUAAAAAAGCAGAGAGCAACAGUGUGUGAAUUCUAGAUCAUCUGGUUGUGAAGCGACGGCCCAGUGUUACAGUAGCUGCUGCAUCACUGUGUGUCUUGUGCAAGUUCCUUCUUUAUAUAAUGUGAACAAGAACUUCACAUUGAAAUUACAGUGUAUAAACACUGUAAACACAGAGUGAGAAAAGAGAAGGAUAAGGAGAGAAACAGCUCUUUAAAUAUUUUAAACAUACUAAUAUUUUUAUAUUUGUUUCUAAUACAUUUUGAUAAAACUCCAAAGAAUCAUCUACCACAUUUGUGCCACAAUUUAUUUUAACCCUCACUUCCUCCUUUAUUUCAGUCGUCUACGUUUAGAUGGUUUCAUCACAGUUACGCUCUUAAAAUAACGUAUCUGUCUAAACAAUUUUAACACUGUAUGUUUCUUCACAUUUGCCAUAACCAUUAGUACAAGUUGAUUGCUUUCCUUUUUCCUUCAACUGAAGGCUUUAGAUGACGAGGUUAUGUGGAGGAAGGCGGGAUGACUUUUAGAAACAGAGCAGUGGUGAAGUCAUUUUUAGUCUUGAAUAAUAAAACAUGAGCUGUCGCUCCUAUUUGUUUGUUGGUUACUUCUUCAUUUUUAACGUCGGUUCUAUUUAAGAGCUCUCUUCUUUUUUUCUGUUCUCUGCUUAAAGAACGACAGCAACAUAAGUCACAUCAUAUUUCACAGCAUUAACUUGUAAACACAACUGUUAAAAUGUAAACAGUAAUUACUGUAAUACUGUAGGGACUAUUUAGUAUCAUGUCGACCUUAAUGAGCUGAAUUACAAACCUGUUACAGUGAAUGUGUGAAACGUUCCAUGUAAUUGUUUCUGCUCGUCUUAAAGUGAGAUGGCUGCAGCUCUGAUCCUCCUUUUCGCUGUCUGUCUCCUGCCAGGUUCUCUGUGUAGAGAGUUUAAGGUCAUUCUGCCGCAGACGAUUGAAGUUCUGAACGGAUCUUGUGUGACCGUUCCGUGCUCCUUUGACAUAAAAGAGAAAUAUGAUGAAGAAUUAGAUCACACAUGUACGGCAAAAUGGUUAAAAAAAACAACUAAUUUAAAUAGAAAAACUGCAGCUCCAGAAAAAGGAAAACUCUUAGGAAACCUGACUAACAAAAACUGCACCACAACCUUGAAUAGGACACCAUCUGAUAACGCAACAUAUGAGUUUAGACUGGAAUGUCUGAGUCUCAAUUAUUCAUUUACUAAACAAACUGUGACUAUUGUAGCCAAAGCUGAUCCUCCACGUCCGACUCUCAGUCCAUCUACACUGGAGGUGAGAGCAGGAGCCUCAGUGACUCUGAGCUGCUCGGCUCCAGCUCCCUGUCUGUCUCUACCUCCACAUAUAACGUGGACCUCUGGCCUCGGGGACAGUCAGGAGACAAUGAAGGAGCUGGAGGACAAAACUCAGGUCAAGACGUCUGUACUGAACGUCACCAUUUCACGCCUGCAUCACAAAAAGGAAAUCUCCUGUACGGCCGCCUACAGCAAAGGAAAUGGAGACACAGCGUCAGCAGUGUCAACUUUAACAGCCGUGGUUUCAUUUCCUCCACAGAUCCUGCACUCAUCUAUUUGCACCACAACUCCAUCAGAGGUCACCUGCUCCUGUGAGACUGAGGGCAACCCUCUCCCCACGGUUUACUGGUAUCUGGAUGGAACACGUCUCAGUCACUCUGACACAUUUACAAUAAGCACAGAGGCUCAUGGUGAUACAGGCCUGAAGAGCAUCAUCACUGUAUGUGAGUCGGACAUGAAGCAUCGUUCCAUCUUGGUCUGCAACAGCUCCAACUCUCUGGCCUCCAUAAGCCGACGUUUAUAUAACAGCCAUGAGCAUCAAGGUCACGUUCAAACGACGUUGACAGUCAUCGUAUUAGUUGGUUUAUUAUUAGUAAUAUGUGCUUUGCUUGUGAUCAUUGGCAUCAGGACGAAGGCUGCUCACUGCUCCUCACCUAAGAGGCAGAGCACCGGAGGCACCAGCUCAGCUGCUCUCAGCCACUUUGAGUCAAGCACAGAAGCAAAUGAGCUAAACAACACAGAAGAGGAGGCAGUUUAUACGAACAUCAUCCAGAUCAGACAAGCAGACGUUCUCCUUCCUAAAAGUGGUGGAGACGGGGCUGUGAUUUACUCCACUGUGAUGCUGUGAGGCGACUCUACAGACCUGCGUCUGACCAGCAGCUCAUACGCACUGGGAACGGAUGCAGAAACUGAACCAUGAACGGUGGAAAACAAAGUAGAAUGUGAAUAUUCUUAAUUUAAAGCCAUGAGUACUGUGAUCCUUCAUCUGUAAUUACUGCUAGAUCUGCUGUGUCUGGGAAAUAAAUAAAUAAAUAAUAAAUAAAUCCGUGCUGAAAGUACAA
Molecule: messenger RNA, 2718 nt
Organism: Betta splendens (Siamese fighting fish)
Lineage: Eukaryota; Metazoa; Chordata; Actinopteri; Anabantiformes; Osphronemidae
Product: myelin-associated glycoprotein-like
Exons: 7
Coding region: 1215-2504 (429 amino acids)
Source: RefSeq, a predicted model, not a curated record